Molecule: messenger RNA, 473 nt
Organism: Aspergillus sclerotioniger CBS 115572
Lineage: Eukaryota; Fungi; Ascomycota; Eurotiomycetes; Eurotiales; Aspergillaceae
Product: cytochrome c oxidase subunit VIb
Exons: 5
Coding region: 6-287 (93 amino acids)
Cellular component (GO): mitochondrion; respiratory chain complex IV
Source: RefSeq, a predicted model, not a curated record
UCACAAUGGGUGCCAUUCCUGAAGCCGAUCCCGAUGAGCCCGUCGAGACCAAGCCCUUCAAGUUCGUGACAGGUGGCUAUGACGCUCGUUUCCCCCAGCAGAACCAGACCAAGCACUGCUGGCAGAACUACGUCGACUACCACAAGUGUGUCACCGCCAAGGGCGAGGACUUCCGCCCAUGCCGUCAGUUCUACCACGCCUUCCGCUCUCUCUGCCCCAAGGCCUGGACCGACAGAUGGGACACCCAGCGUGAGGCCGGCAACUUCCCCGCUCGCCUGGACCGGUAGAUGCGUAACCGCUUUUUAUCACAGUUGAUUGAAAUUUCAAGUGUUUUCCGUGUCUAUCAACAUGUACUCUACCCUUAGUUGAUCCAGCGAGAAAUGUUAGAUCCGGACCCCCAGACACGCCAACUGGGAGAGAUGGGUGUAUAUAGACUCGCGUAGUUGGAAUGGAUGUGCGAAUGUCUAUCACUG